AUGGACGAGAAUCCCCUACCAGCCCUUGAAACUGGCCUGAUCAACCCAGAAUCAAUGACCGGCGGCAAAGCAACAACCCAAGCGGGCGUUGUUCUGGAUCGACUGAAUGCUGCGUUGGUCCCUGGCGACGCCAAAGCCCUCGAAUCGUGCUUCUACACAGACCAGGCAUACUGGAAAGAUCAGCUGGCCUUCACAUGGCACUUGCGCACAUUCAGAGGCCCGGGCACCAUUGCCACGAGGCUACUCGAGACUGCGAAAUUAAGAUGCCUCGCUCGGAUUGAGGUGGAUGGAACUGCAGAGUUUCUUCCUGCCACACCGGUUCUUCAAUUUAUCGACUGCCCCAUUAUAUUCAGGACAGGGUCCCCUGCUGCACUUGGUCGGGGUAAGAUCCUCCUAUUACCAGUCGACGACGGCGGCGACAUCGUCUGGAGGAUCUGGAUUCUCAGCACCAGGCUUGAAAGUCUGGAUAUACAGCCCGAAAACGAAAUGCUUUUACAGUCCCCGAAAAGACCGCUUGAUGGUGCAUCGGACUUCGAAACGGACGUCUUUAUUAUCGGCGCGGGCAAUGCCGCCGUCACUCUCUCUGCACGCCUCAAGGCCCUGGCCGUCGACAGUGUCAUGGUCGACCGGAAUGCUCGCCCGGGAGAUAACUGGGCGCUGCGCUACGACUGCAUGCAGUUCCAUCUUCCGACUUCGUUCUGUGAGAUGCCGUAUAUGUGUGCGAUAGGCUAUGAUAAAGAGCUCCAAAACCCGCACCUCCUCUCGAAAGAUGACCUCGCCUCGCAAGUUCGGCGAUACAUCGAGUCGUUUAAUCUGAAUACCAUCCAUUCAGCUCAAGUCCAGUGGACUGAGUAUCACACAGUGGCUCGGACAUGGAGUAUCACGAUCCAGACUCCAGCUGGCCAGUGUAGGGCUGUCUCGAAGCAUCUCGUCAUGGCGACGGGGAUUGGGUCUCAGAAACCGUAUAUCCCGUCGAUCGAAGAUACAGGUCUGUACAGAGGGGUCAGCAUCCACUCGGCAGAGUAUAAAAAUGCGGAGGUGUUGAAAGAGCGAGGAGUCAAAUCGGUUGUUAUUGUCGGCUCAGCAAACACCGCAUUCGACGUGCUCGCAGACUGCCACGGCGCUGGUCUCGCCGCCACAAUGGUCGUCCGGUCCCCCACAUACAUCGUCCCUCUCGAGUAUAUCUGCCAUAGUCUUAGCCUCGGCGCCUAUGAUGCCGGUGUGGACUCCGCCGACAACCUCUUCCUGUCCCUUCCCACCGUCGUCGACAGCCAGCUUGGUCGUGCGUUAUUCGCCAUGUUUGCCGCCAAUGAGCCGGGGCGGUACGCUGAGCUUGAGACAGCGGGUUUCCCCGUUCUCGAUAGCCGACAGCCGUCCUGUGCGCUGAUGUCCAAUCUCCUGGAGCGGGCUGGGGGACAUUAUGUGGAUGUUGGGGGGACGAAGUUGAUUGAGGAGAAGAAGGUCGAUGUGAAGGCGCUUGUGGAGCCCAUCGGGUAUACAAAGAAGGGGCUUCGGUUUUCGGACGGGAGCUCUGUGGAUGCAGAUGCCGUUAUCUGGUGUACAGGCUUUGCUGACCUGAACGCGGUAGACACUGUCGCGGAGAUUCUUGGUGAUGGGAAUGCGGUUGUGAGCGAGAAGCAGCAGUAUAUACUCACCCCACGAGAUGUCGCCUCGCGCAUAGAUGCGACGUGGGGACUCGACGAAGAGGGAGAGGUCCGAGGGAUGUGGAAGCGCCAUCACAAUGCAGACAACUUCUGGAUCAUGGGGGGUUAUACACAGCAGCACCGGUGGCACUCGCGCACUCUUGCUCUGCAGAUCAAGGCUGCGUUGGAGGGCAUUUUGCCGCCGGCUUACAAUGUGAACUGA
Molecule: messenger RNA, 1866 nt
Organism: Aspergillus versicolor CBS 583.65
Lineage: Eukaryota; Fungi; Ascomycota; Eurotiomycetes; Eurotiales; Aspergillaceae
Exons: 5
Coding region: 1-1866 (621 amino acids)
Molecular function (GO): monooxygenase activity; flavin adenine dinucleotide binding
Source: RefSeq, a predicted model, not a curated record